CUUUCUCCCUCGCAGCGCCCCUCCCGCCCGCGGCUCCCCAGCCCCAGGCCGGGAGGUAGGAAGGCACCAGCAGGAGUCGGGGAUCCUGCUUUGGGGUGUGUGAGUUUGGAUGGGAAGUUACGCUUUAGGAGUUGAGGCCCAGAUGGGGGAACCCCGGGCUGGGGCCCCCCUGGACGAUGGCAGCGGCUGGACAGGAAGUGAGGAAGGAAGUGAGGAGGGCACCGGUGGCAGCGAGGGGGCUGGGGGAGACCGGGGCCCAGACGCAGAGGGAGUCUGGAGUCCAGACAUCGAGCAGAGCUUCCAGGAGGCUCUGGCCAUCUACCCGCCCUGCGGCCGGCGGAAAAUCAUCCUGUCUGAUGAAGGCAAGAUGUAUGGUCGGAAUGAACUGAUUGCCCGUUACAUCAAGCUGAGAACGGGGAAGACCCGAACUCGCAAACAGGUCUCUAGUCACAUUCAGGUCUUGGCCCGAAGGAAAUCGAGGGAAAUUCAGUCCAAGCUCAAGGCCCUGAAUGUGGACCAGGUUUCCAAGGACAAGGCUUUCCAGACAAUGGCGACCAUGUCCUCGGCGCAGCUCAUCUCAGCACCUUCCCUGCAGGCCAAACUGGGUCCCACUGGUCCUCAGGCCUCUGAGCUCUUCCAGUUUUGGUCAGGGGGCUCUGGGACCCCCUGGAGUGUUCCAGAUGUGAAGCCAUUCUCGCAGACGCCGUUCUCCUUGUCACUGACUCCCCCAUCUACUGACCUCCCAGGGUACGAGCCCCCCCAAGCCCUCUCACCACCUGCCCUGCCCCCACCUGCCCCAUCACCCCCAGCCUGGCAGGCUCGGGCCUUGGGCACUGCCCGGUUGCAGCUGGUGGAAUUCUCGGCCUUUGUGGAACCCCCAGAUGCAGUUGACUCUUACCAGAGGCACCUGUUUGUACACAUCAGCCAGCACUGCCCCAGCCCUGGAGCACCCCCCCUCGAGAGUGUGGAUGUCCGGCAGAUCUAUGACAAAUUCCCUGAGAAGAAGGGCGGUCUGCGGGAGCUGUAUGAUCGCGGCCCCCCCCAUGCUUUCUUCCUGGUCAAGUUCUGGGCGGACCUGAACUGGGGCCCGAGUGGUGAGGAGGUGGGGGCCAGUGGCAGCAGCGGUGGCUUCUAUGGCGUGAGCAGCCAGUACGAGAGCCUGGAGCACAUGACCCUCACCUGUUCCUCCAAGGUCUGCUCCUUUGGCAAGCAGGUGGUGGAGAAGGUGGAGACGGAGCGUGCCCAGCUAGAGGACGGGAGGUUCGUGUACCGCCUGCUGCGCUCGCCCAUGUGCGAGUACCUGGUGAAUUUCUUGCACAAGCUACGGCAACUGCCCGAGCGCUACAUGAUGAACAGCGUCCUGGAGAACUUUACCAUCCUCCAGGUGGUGACAAACAGAGACACCCAGGAGCUGCUUCUCUGCACUGCCUACGUGUUUGAGGUCUCCACCAGUGAGCGGGGGGCCCAGCACCACAUUUACCGCCUGGUCAGGGACUGAAGGAGGACCCCAAAAGUGGCUCACCCCGGGAAUACCCUCCUCCCAGGAAAGACCUCACGCUCCUUAUUUGGGGAGGUGGCUGCUCCCUGUUAGAAGGGACCUUAAAAGCUGGGUGGUGAGUUGAAUGGGCUGGGACUGAGAGGAAAGGAUGCAUCCUGAUAUUGGGACUUCACAGGGGUGUCUGAAAGGACAGAUCACUCCAGAGCAUCAGGGACUGGGGACAGGAGUGAGUAACCCUGAGGCACAGCACUAGUUUCUAACAGGUGCCCUCCCCCCACUCUGUUCUGGGUGUUUUUGAGGGCCCUAGUUAUACAGUGGCUUGUCACUCUCUGUUUUUCAGCCUCCCUUUUCCAAUCUGCCUCUCCUUACCACCCCAACCUUGAGACCCUAAUAUUGAGUAUUGGUUAACCCUUUCUUUGCAGGAGCAGAGCCAGGUGGGCCCUGGAAAUAUUUUUUUUUUAAUAUAACAAGAGAUAUUUAUAACUGGGUGUUAGGGUCAUGACUUUUUCUCAGCUGGGUAAGCAGUGGGGUGACUUUUUCUCAGCUGGGUAAGCAGUGGGGUGAGGUUUUUAAAUGUCAUCCCCUCUUCUACAUGAGCCGUGAGCUAGACUGUAUUGCCUCCCAUCCC
Molecule: messenger RNA, 2126 nt
Organism: Rhinolophus ferrumequinum (greater horseshoe bat)
Lineage: Eukaryota; Metazoa; Chordata; Mammalia; Chiroptera; Rhinolophidae
Gene: TEAD2
Product: TEA domain transcription factor 2
Exons: 13
Coding region: 110-1498 (462 amino acids)
Biological process (GO): embryonic organ development; regulation of transcription by RNA polymerase II; hippo signaling
Cellular component (GO): transcription regulator complex
Molecular function (GO): RNA polymerase II cis-regulatory region sequence-specific DNA binding; DNA-binding transcription factor activity, RNA polymerase II-specific
Source: RefSeq, a predicted model, not a curated record